Molecule: messenger RNA, 867 nt
Organism: Fonsecaea pedrosoi CBS 271.37
Lineage: Eukaryota; Fungi; Ascomycota; Eurotiomycetes; Chaetothyriales; Herpotrichiellaceae
Exons: 2
Coding region: 1-867 (288 amino acids)
Source: RefSeq, a predicted model, not a curated record
AUGGUUGUCGGCAACGAUGAAUAUUCCAUCUGGAGAACAGCACCUGAUGCCCUCCGAUUGUGCUACCAGCACUUCCUCUGGCGCGAAGUCAACAAGAGCAACAUCCAUCCCUCGAUCGACCUGAGUGACAAGCCGGAUCUACGCAUUGCUGAGCUUGCUGCUGGUCACUGUCUGUGGGCUAUGCAGGUUGCAGAAGAAUACCCUCAUGCUCAGGUAGAGGCUUCAGACAUCAGCUUGGGCCUCGCACCUCCACAGCCUGACCUACCGCCAAAUCUAUCGGUGACCAAAUGGAGUUUCUUCGACCCGGUUCCUGAGCACUGGAAAGGCGCAUUCGAUCUUGUCCAUAUCAGACUUGUCAUCCAGGUCUUCGGGGGGAACCAGGAUCCUCGAGCCGUGUUGGAGAAGUUUGUGUCAAUGCUGAAACCGGGAGGCUAUCUCCAGUGGGACGAGUAUGACUACUUUGACGCAGACAAGAACAAUGUCUACUCGGCCAACGAUCCCACCCGCAUUCCCAACCCAGAGGUCACACACAACUCCUCGACCCAGCUUUGGAAGAUCAUGAUGAACACAUUCCAGUGGCCAACGGAGUACUUUGAUCGGUUACCAAGAUAUUACGCCGAUGCAGGAUUGGAGAAUGUGGUGGCUGACAGCAAACGGCCACCCCCUUCGAUCUUCCGUGGCUUCUAUGAACAUUGGUAUGCCCUGGUGGCGCAGUUGAUUCCCGUGCUGGAAGCGAGGGAUAUGGAGGCAAGUCAAGACGCACGACAGCUUCUGGCCCAGAUGAAGAAAGAUGCCGUGGUCGAUGGUGUUUACAGUGCACAUAUCACCAAGUUCAUGGUCGGGAAAAAGCCUGAAUCCAGUGGGUGA